Molecule: messenger RNA, 459 nt
Organism: Neltuma alba
Lineage: Eukaryota; Viridiplantae; Streptophyta; Magnoliopsida; Fabales; Fabaceae
Product: cysteine-rich repeat secretory protein 38-like
Exons: 1
Coding region: 1-459 (152 amino acids)
Source: RefSeq, a predicted model, not a curated record
AUGUCUAUCAUUUCUUUGGCUCUUGUUUCUUUCCUCUCUCAUCUUCUCAUUCUCACCGCCCAGCCUUUCGUAUAUUACAAGUGCUUCAAUCAAAGUGGUAACUUCACAAACACAAGUUCCUACCACACCAAGCUCAAUAUCCUUCUCUCUAAUUUCACUUCCGACACAAAAAUUGACUUUGGCUUCUACACUUACUCUUAUGGCGAAGACCCUGACACAGUUAAAGCAUUUGGACUCUGCAGAGGAGAUGUGAAGCCAGAUACUUGCCGUAGUUGCAUCAACAAUGCCACUAUCCUUCUCCUAAAGCUGUGUCCCAAUCAAAAGGAAGCAUUUGGAUACUAUGACUUGUGCAUUUUUCGAUCCUCAAAUCCUUCAAUUUCUGGGAUAUACCAAUAUCCUGACUUUUACUACGCUUUCAAUAGCAACCCAGAAACGGUAAAUAAAGAUCCAGACAAGUAA